Messenger RNA from Ipomoea triloba (trilobed morning glory), 1258 nucleotides. RefSeq names its product myb family transcription factor PHL11-like. The transcript is spliced from 6 exons. Gene Ontology annotation, molecular function: DNA binding; DNA-binding transcription factor activity. NCBI's taxonomy places the organism in Eukaryota, Viridiplantae, Streptophyta, Magnoliopsida, Solanales, Convolvulaceae. The coding region runs from base 154 to 975 and encodes 273 amino acids. The record is from RefSeq and is a predicted model, not a curated record.
AAUCUGCAAUCAUAGCGUCGCCUUCAAUAUUUAUAUAUAUAAAUAUAUUCUGCAGAACCGUGAAUUGUUGAUCACAAAGAGGGAGCAUUUCUCUUGAGCCUUCAGUUGGGUUAGUCAAAAUCCAUUCUUUUCUGCAACUGUUCUGGAAUCUGGAUGGUGAUGGACGGAAUGUACGCCGGCGGUGGCGGUGGCGCUGGAGGGAGCUGUUACUCGUAUGGGGACGGCGGCGGCGGCGGCGGCGGAGUGAUGAUGACGAGAGAUCCGAAGCCGAGGCUGAGAUGGACGGCUGAUCUUCAUGAUCGGUUUGUAGAUGCUGUCACCAAGCUUGGUGGCCCUGACAAAGCAACGCCAAAAUCUGUGCUGAGAUUGAUGGGGUUGAAGGGGUUGACAUUGUACCAUCUCAAGAGCCAUUUGCAGAAGUAUAGGCUUGGACAGCAGGGCAAGAAACAAAAUGCAGGAGACCAGAACAAAGAGAACAGUGGGGAUUCUUGUAGACAGUUCAGUAUACAUUCAUCAGCCACAAGUACCCCUUCAUCAAGCAUGAACUGUAUGCAAGGAGAAAUCCCAUUUGGAGAUGCAGUAAGAUGUCAGAUUGAAGUACAGAACAGAUUACAAGAACAGCUUGAGGUGCAAAAGAAGCUGCAGAUGAGAAUAGAGGCACAGGGGAAGUACUUGCAAGCAAUACUGGAGAAAGCACAGAAGAGUCUGUCCAUAGACAUGAACUCCCCCAGCAGUGUAGAGGCAACAAGAGCUCAGCUUAAUGACUUCAACUUGGCUCUCUCCAGCUUCAUGGAGAACAUGAAUGGAGAAAGCAUUGGGAAAGCCAUGAAUGCCAACUUGCCAAGCUCUGAUUUUCUUGGGGAAGAGGAGGAGGAUGACAAGAGGGACAUCAACAUCAAGCUCCAUGGAAGCUCAAUGAAUUUCGAUUUGAAUUGUGGGAGUAGCCACGAUUUUGUUGCUGCCAAUGGAAGAUGAGAUUGGAAAUGCAAAUAUUUUGAUUUACCGGAAAUCUCGCAACCACUACCCAAAGAUGUACUUUGGUGAAGUCGUCCUAGCCGACAAAGGACUACGAGCAAAUACAAAUAUUUAACUCUGAUCAAUUGAAGCAUAUGCUUUGUACUUUUGUAUUGUGUUUGGGAUACAUGACUUUAGAAAUACCAUGUUGAAUAUAUCAUAAUUUUGUUUAUAUAGAAAUUUUUGUUUGUAUAUCAAUGAAUUGAUUGAUGUCAUUGCAACUUAUUACAACAUUCUUUACUUA